UGUUUCGCAGACGCCACCGACUGCUGGUUUUCCUUAGAAGCACGUGGAUCCCUCACUUCGUUUGUUCGGGGCAUAAUUCACUAGUUAUCAUGGGUGUCAAAGUUAAAAAGUCGCAGAAACCCGUAACAAAUACACAAAAAAAGCAUUCCAAUGUGAAGAAAUCACCAGCUCUCUCCAUUCAAAAAGGAAGUAGCGUACAUGUUGGUGCAAAAAAAACAGAAAUCAACCAGUGUUCUCCGAAAAAAGCUUCAAAUCAUGUGGCCCCAGCCCCAACAAAGACUGUUAUCACUCUCGAUCCAUCAAAAACUUCGAAAUGCGAAUUACUGACAUCUUCGGUUGAGGCAGCUGUGAUUGCAGCGUUCAAAGCAUGGUCUUGCACACUUCAGAAAACAAAAACUGGCCAGCUUUUUGAAGAUGAUCCGCAUCCUAUCAAUCUUCUUGUCUCUGCAAUAAAGAUUUCCAGUUCUGAUUCACAACCCCUAAGGGUUAAGCUCCCAAACCCAUUUUUGAAUGGGGAUUGCGACAUUUGUUUGAUUGUGAAGGAUUUGGAGAAAGGAUGGAAGGUAGAUCAUGAACCUACAACCCAAUAUUAUCAAGAACUUCUUGACAGUAAAAAUGUCUCCUUUAUUACUGAGGUUAUGCCUCUACGACAGUUAAGAGUUGAGUUUAAACCUUAUGAAGCGCGAGGAAAAUUUGCUAAACGCUUUGAUGCUAUGUUUGUGGACAAAAGAAUUGCUAAGUUUGUUCCAAGAUAUCUUGGCAAAUCUUUUUAUCAAGCUGGCAAGCUACCGGUGUCAGUUGACCUGGAAGCUGACGAUCUUUUGACUGAAAUCAAUCAAGCUCUGUCUAUAAGUAUGAUGUCUAUGUCUAAUAACGGCACAAGUACACAAAUGCAGAUUGGGCUCUCGAAUCAGACUGAAAAAGAAAUCGUUGAGAAUAUCAUGGCAGUCUAUCAGAGCAUGCAAAAACAUUUUCCUGGCAAAUUUGCGAAUAUCCGUAGCUUAUGUAUUCGUUUCGGCAGCCACCCCUGGACUGUACCUAUCUACGUCAGUUUUGCCACUCUGGAUACAGUGUCAUUGCCAAUUUCCAAAAAACAUACUGAACCACUCAUUGACGAUCUUAGCACACUUGCACCGGGUUGGAAAGUUGCUGUGUAUCCUAGCGGCGAAGUUAAAAAGAUUCCCGACGUAGAGUACCAACGCACGGAUUUAGACGCUGAGAUUGAAGACUUAGAAGCACCCGAAAAUAACCUAGAAGAUGAAGAUAUGUCUGAUACGGAAGCUGAAGAAAAGCUUACGGUUGCCAGAACUUCAAAGAAAACUAGAAAAGCGGAAGUAUCAGACGUUGAAGAAGGUGAAUCAGAAAACAUGUUAAAAACUUCAAAGGAAAAGAAAUCCGCCGAUGAAAGCAGUGAAGACGAAGGCGAUGCACUGGAAGAGCAGUAUAUGAAUGAACUAGAUACUCUUGAAGGUGAAUUACUUGGAGAACAGGAUAAAGAGGAGACGGAACCAGGAGAACCAGAAAAAGUUGAACUGAAACCGCAGAAAACCAAAAAGAAAGUAUUUAAAAAAUCUAUUGCCAAGAAAAAGGAAAAACACUAAGCGUAAAGGCCAUGCAAGGCCUGUGUAAGUUGUGUUGAACCGCUUGACAAAUAAAUUACCAAAAUUUGGCGAAU
Molecule: messenger RNA, 1675 nt
Organism: Daphnia carinata
Lineage: Eukaryota; Metazoa; Arthropoda; Branchiopoda; Diplostraca; Daphniidae
Product: ribosomal L1 domain-containing protein CG13096-like
Exons: 6
Coding region: 90-1601 (503 amino acids)
Source: RefSeq, a predicted model, not a curated record